Wasmannia auropunctata (little fire ant) is the source of this 2811-nucleotide messenger RNA. RefSeq lists its product as uncharacterized. The record is from RefSeq and is a predicted model, not a curated record. Bases 223 to 2598 code for a protein of 791 amino acids. Gene Ontology annotation, biological process: regulation of ribosome biogenesis. The transcript is spliced from 4 exons. Gene Ontology annotation, molecular function: telomerase inhibitor activity; nucleic acid binding. Gene Ontology annotation, cellular component: nucleolus. NCBI's taxonomy places the organism in Eukaryota, Metazoa, Arthropoda, Insecta, Hymenoptera, Formicidae.
AACAACUCAUAACCUAUAAACCUAAUAUAAGUCCUCAUCUUCCCGCGAGCAUAAAGUAUUUUAGUAUUGUACCAUACUUGAGUUUUGUUAAUGCAAAUUGUUCUGUCGGAAGAAUAAGAGUAGCUUUUGGAAUUGAUGUCGUGAAGAAAAGUGAGGUUCCAUCGCUUUUAAUUUAGUCGUUCGAUCGUUGUAUUAAAGAGAUCGAAAGUUAAAUUGGGAAGUAUGUCCAUGCUUGCGGAGCGUCGGCAAAAGCAGAAAUGGAGUCUCAAUCCACGAGGAAAGUGGUGGACCGAAGACUCGAACAAAUUCGGCCAGAGGAUGUUGGAGAAGAUGGGCUGGACGAAAGGAAAAGGACUUGGCGCUAACGAGCAAGGCAUUACAGAAUUUUCUAGCGUGUCGCACAAGAACGAUACAACUGGUGUAGGAUAUGACAAAAAUGUCGAGAUGUGGACUGAGCAUCAGGAGAAAUUUGGGGACUUGCUGCAGCAGCUCAAUGGAAAUCAGGAUCAAGACGCUGGUAAAAAUUCAGCGAAUGAAGACGCUAAUCUCAAUGGACAGUCUAUCGAGCUGAAGUCUAAGCAGAGUCAUGCUCGCAUACAUUACAAGAAGUUCACACGUGGCAAGGAUAUAACUAAGUACAAGUCAAAGGAUCUGGCAAAUAUAUUUGGCCAAAAGGAAUUAGCGGAGAAGAAAAUUCAGAGCAAGACAAAGAAGGAUGAUAUCCCUGAGACAGAAGUUGGCGUCAGAGACAAUUGGUACGGAGUCGCCACAAUUAACGGCGGUAAUAUGGCCGAUUACUUCAAACUUAAGUCGAAUUAUAAUAAUACUGAUCGCUCGACAUAUAAUGUAAACAACGAUGCAAACUUAUCGAGCAGUAUGACUGAGAACCGAACGACUGACUCUGAAAGUGAGAGUGAUCAACACGUUGGUUUUGGAUUUAUAUCGAAAACGGAAGGUACCCAAUCGGUGGCCAAUUACGGAGCGUUAAAAGAUUCUGACGGAAAAAGCAGUUACGCUUUCGAUAAUCCUUGCUUGGGAUUGAAUAGUCCUACAGAAACUGCCGGUGGCACCAACCGUGGAUCUCCUGCAAAGUCUAUGAAGAAGAGAAAGAAGGAAUUUGAAAGUGACAAUUUGCAUGUCACUGAAAUAGAUAAACGUAACGCGAGAAAAAAAUUAAAAACGGAAGUCAUUGAUGGUGAUUGCAGAAACGGUUUCAUUAAUCCAGCCCUCAAUCUAGACGCAAGACCUGAGGAAGAUUGUAAUGGCAAGGAGUUUGAAGUGGUCAGAGCACAGUUUGGCCUCGAAAACUGCGGUUUAGAUCUGACGGACGAAAGAAAUGGCAAGAAACGUGUAACAUUUAACGAUCACGUCAUGUUGUACGAAUACAAUUUAAAUUCCACUAAGAACAAAAGGAAAGGAGAGGUCACAUUGGAUAAAUUUGAGGUUGAAAAUAAGAAGAGCAAAAAGAAACGGAAGCACGAGAGCACUGCGACUCCUGUGACGAAUGGAUUUGUCAAUAAAGCGUUAGAUGUGCAAAUAUUAUUUGAAGAAAUUAAUGAUAACGAGUUGAACGAGCAUAGAAAUAAGAAAGUUAAAAAAAGGAAGGUAUCCAAUCUAGAAACGAUACAAGAGUCACCAGAAAAGGAAAUAAUUGAAAUCAGUACAGAAUCGGAGGAUACUUUGGAUACUAAUGGUGCUGAAAAUGGAGAAACAGACAAUGUGGAACCAAAAUUAAAGAAGAAGAAGAAGAAGCAGAAAAAGAAAGAAAAAGAAGAGAAAAGAGCCAAAGACAUUAUAGUACUUGAUGCCAUAAACGAAGAGCCAGACAUUGAAAUUGUAAAAGUAAUAAGCAAUAAAAAGAAGAAAGCUAAGGAUAGUAAAGAAGAAGAAGAAACGGCAAUAUCCAAGAAAUGUAAAAAGAAAAAGAAAAAAGAUAAGGAAAAUUGCAAGAGUGAAAAACAUACAAUUCAAACUGAAAUAAGCAAUGAUCAACAAGAUAUCAAGAUAUUAGAUAAAUCAGAUUCAAGGCGACAACAAAAUGAUUUAAUCGAGAGUAAAAAUAAAGAUGCAGCAAUAAUUGAAACGUUGCUAGAUCCUACAACCAAAGAAGAAGAAGAAAAAUCAUUAGAAAAAACUAAACAAAAGAAGAAGAAAAGGAAAAGCCUCGACAAAGAAGAUUCGAAUGAAAUUAAUGUUUGUAAUACAGAAAGGGAAAUCUCCGAUAAGGAAAACACUGAUAAGGAGCAGGAUUUAAAUGCCAAAAAAUUAGUAAAAAAAGAUAAAAAAAGCAAGAAAUCAAAACAUAAGAAUGCGUCUGACGUAGAAGAUUCUUCUAAUCAUAACAAAGAAGUUGCGGACGUAAAUGUUACAAAACAGGACGAAAUAGAAAAUGCGGAGUGUACCGAAACACCUUCAAAAAAAGGUAAAGUGAUUAAUGCUAUCGACAAUAUAAUCAAUAGCCCAUGGAAUGUAAAAGCGAGAAUGUCUAAGAAAAUGCUGAUAACACUUUUCCAUAACAAUGCAAUAUUAGAGUUCCCAGGUUCUAAUAUUCACAAUAUAAAAGGUUAUGGUACAGAUGAUGUUGAAUGUGAACUAUAAUAUAUAUAUAUAUAGAGUAGUUUUAGUAAUAAAGCAUUUUUAUACAUAACGACAUUUAUAACAUAUGCAAAUAUUAUUAAAUAAAAGUAUGCGUGUAUUUUUAAUUAAUAUACAUUAAUGUGUAUUGAUUUGUAAGAUGAAAUAAGUUGUAUUUAUAACUAUAUUUAUUUGACCGAUAAUGUGAUUUCAAUAAAGAUAUUUUUUAUACAAAAA